This is a messenger RNA of Trachymyrmex cornetzi, 1579 nucleotides long. RefSeq lists its product as uncharacterized. The coding region runs from base 349 to 1530 and encodes 393 amino acids. The transcript has 9 exons. Lineage: Eukaryota; Metazoa; Arthropoda; Insecta; Hymenoptera; Formicidae. The record is from RefSeq and is a predicted model, not a curated record.
AGAUUCAACGAAAUUUCACGGUGGAAUAUGCAGCGAAUGCGGCUUACGUAACGUGUUCUUUUCAUUCCCAUCCCCUUUAGCGGGAAUAUGUGAAGACUCGAGGGAAAGGGUUUUCGGUCGUUCAGAUCUGUGGGGGACCUUCCGAUCUCAUGAUCAGCGGAUUCGCAGUAAUCGUUAUUUACUGCUCGUGAAGAAAAGGGACGAGAAGAGGUGUCAGCAUUUUGGUUAACGUCAGGGACAAAAAAUAGCAAAUAGAUCGAAAAAUCAAUGUGGAAAGAUCACAAUAAAAAGAGAAAGAUCAUAAUAAAAGGAAUUUUUUGUCGUUCUUGACGUGAAUGCAAAAACGCGAUGUCUUACACUCGUUAUCGAAUAAUGAACCCGCAGCGAGAGCACUUGGACUUUAAGUAUCCUUACAGCUGCUAUACAACAACCUGUCAUACGUCUGGCAUCAGGAAUCUUCGUCCCACAGUCUGCAGCAAUAGAAGUCAUGAAAAUUGGAAGUCGUCUAAUUUAAACAGAAAUAACAGUGAGAUAUAUAGAGAAGGCAGGAGCGAUCCGCCGUUUCCAGACUUGGACAUACAUAUGGGGAGAAUUGCGAAUGCACAUACGUACGAAUCGACGAGGCAUCAUAAAUCGGCGCCGGUGGUUUCGAUCGAGAGAAUGCAAAUUCGUCUAAAGCUCUUAGAAGACAGCAACGCAACGCUAUAUCUCAGAAACCGCGAUCUCGUCGCGGAAAACACGAACUUGGCGAAACGGCUGGAAGAAGAUGCAACUAAAAUGGAGAAACUGUUAGAGAAUGUAUCACUAUUGCAAAACAAACUUGAGAAACUCAAGCUGGCUGAUAUAUUAGCGAAACAAGCGAAACAUAAUGAGGUAUACUCGGAAAAUAAAUGCACCUCCUCGACGAAUAUAGUUUCCAAGACAAGUUGCGGAUUACAAAUUUGGGAAACCUGCAGAGAUUGCCAUGGAGAAUUGGAGGGAUGCCAAAGAGAAUCGCAGAUCACAAUCACGAAAUCGGAGUUUGAGUUACUAGAAAGGGAUAUGAGGACUUUGAGAGACGCCGUUAUCGCCCGGGAAGAAGCUUGGGAUAAAGCGGUGGAGCGCGAGCAGAAUUGCCAGCAACAAUUAGCACGACUGACCACGGAGGUGAUCACCGCGCGUCACCUUUGCGAAACUCGUCAGGACGAACUUCGCGCAGUUACGGAUACUUUGACGGAAAAAGAAUCGGAGCUGAAAAUAAUGCAGAAAGGAACGCUAUACCUGAACAAAUUAAUUGCGAAGCUGCACCUACGUCAGAAAGAGCUCGAAGAAUACGCGAGCAGUGGUGUAAGUUUUAAUAUUAGCGAGAGGGAUCAAAGAUGCAUCGAAGAGAUUGUGCGGCGCGUACGAAACUCUAAAAGCAAAUCAAAGACAAAGCCCAAGUGCACUUCGGAUAAAUACCCGCGUUCAAAUUCAAGCAGCCCUUGCGAGAAUAAGAACGGAUUGGAUCAGGCAGGUUCCUCGGAGGAUCAUCACAAAUUAAAUUUGUAAUUAUCGUUUUAUAAAUCAGCUUGUUAUUGUCUAUUUAUAUAAACUUACU